Molecule: messenger RNA, 648 nt
Organism: Lolium perenne
Lineage: Eukaryota; Viridiplantae; Streptophyta; Magnoliopsida; Poales; Poaceae
Source: RefSeq, a predicted model, not a curated record
AUGCAGAAGGCGGCGGUUGAUGCCCUGGCCGAGGUCGUCGCCCUGGUCUCCGAAUUGGAUCUCGUCACCAACAUCAUCAAGGGCCUCCACGAGCACUUCGACAGUGUCGCCGACAUUUCCCCUCUCCUCACGUCGUAUCCCACCUUCCUCAAUUUCCAUAACAUGCUGCUUCUACAGGAGAUGAAGGUGGCGCGUCGCUCCCCCAACACCUCCACCUCGUCCUCCGUUGCAAAGCCCCCCGCUCCACCUACUACCGCUGGUGGUGGCCCUCCCGGAGCGGGCGGUGAGCAGCAGUGGCGCCCUCUCGCGCCCCCAACCCGCACCACGACGGCUACGUCAAGAACAAGGGCUACCGGCCUACCAGUGGUGCUCCCCCCAAUGCCCACCCCCUACAACCCGUGGACCGGCGCCAUCCAAAUGUGGCCCAUGCAGCAGUCUGCCAUCGGCCAUGGCAUCCUUGGGCCUCGCCCGGGCCCCCGCGCCCACUCCUACGUCGCCUCCUACCAUGCCGGCCACGCUGGCCCCUAUGGCGUGGCCAUGUACGGUGCCCCGACCGGCCACUACGGCGUCGCCCCGCACGACGCUGCGGCAUACGGCUACAUGCAAUGGAAAAGGUCCAGACGUGGUCAAUUCUCUCACAUUCUCUAA